Molecule: messenger RNA, 1421 nt
Organism: Hipposideros armiger (great roundleaf bat)
Lineage: Eukaryota; Metazoa; Chordata; Mammalia; Chiroptera; Hipposideridae
Gene: CUZD1
Product: CUB and zona pellucida like domains 1
Exons: 6
Coding region: 1-1302 (433 amino acids)
Source: RefSeq, a predicted model, not a curated record
AUGGGCAGAAAACAUAAUCCUGGGCUGCCCAGUCCAGUGCGGGACGUGGGACGGCAUGACGAAGUGGUGACCCUGGAACUGGACGAGCAGUGCAGAUUUGAUUUUGUGGCUGUCUAUGAUGGCUCCUCUACCUCCUCUGGGCUGCUGGGACAAGUGUGUGGCCGUGUGAAGCCCACCUUCGAAUCCUCGUCAGAUUCGCUGACCGUCGUGCUGUCUACCGAUUAUGCCAACUCCUACCGGGGCUUUUCUGCCUCCUACACAUCAAUUUAUGCAGAAAACAUCAACACAACAUCUUUAACUUGCUCCUCUGACAAGAUGAGAGUUAUCAUCAGUAAAUCCUACCUGGAAUCGUUUAAUUACAAUGAGGUUAACUUACAAUUACAACUAAAUGACCCAACUUGUAGACCCAAAGUAUCAAAUGUUGUGGAAUUUUCUAUUCCUCUUGAUGGAUGUGGCACAAUCAAAAAGGUAGAAGAGCAUUCAAUUACUUACACCAAUAUAAUCACCCUCACCACGGCCCCAUCUUCUGAUGUGAUCACCCGUCAGAAACACCUCCAGAUUAUUGUGAAGUGUGAAAUGGAACACAAUUCCACCGUGGAGAUGAUGUACAUAACAGAAGAUGACGUAAUACAAAAUCAAAAUGCCCUUGGCAAAUAUAACACAAGCAUGGCUCUUUAUGAAUCCGAUUCAUUUGAAAAGUCUAUACUAGAGUCACCAUAUUAUGUGGAUUUGAACCAGACUCUUUUUGUUCAAGUCAGUCUACACACCUCAGAUCCGAAUUUGGUGGUGUUUCUGGAUACCUGCAGUGCCUCUCCCACGUCUGACUUCGCACCUCCAAACUAUGACUUAAUCAGGAAUGGAUGUAAUCGAGAUGAGACUUGUGAGGUGUAUCCCUUAUCUGGACACUAUGGAAGGUUCCAGUUUAAUGCCUUUAAAUUCUUGAGAAGUCUGGGCUCCGUGUAUCUACAGUGUAAGGUUCUCAUAUGUGACAGUGGAGACCCUCAGUCUCGUUGCAACCAAGGCUGUGUCUCUAGAAGGAAACGAGACAUUUCUUCAUACAAAUGGAAGACGGAUGCCAUCCUAGGACCCAUUCGUCUGAGAAGGGAUCGAAGUGCAAGUGGAAAUUCCGGAUUUCAGUAUCAAACACACGGGGACGAAACUCAGAAUCAAUCUUUCAACAGCCUGCACCUAUUUUCAUUCAUGGUUCUCGCUCUGAAUGUUGUGAUUGUGGCUGUGGUCAUCGUGAGGCAUUUUGUGAAUCAGAGAACAGACUACAAAUACCAGAAGCUACAGGAUUAUUAACUAAAGGUUUCAGCCUUAAGGGAGACACAUCCCUCCGGAGUACAGAAGGAAACACUACAAGACUACAUGCAUAGGGAAUAAAUUAGGGAGGGCCUCAUCAGAGUGACAUACAGGCCCUC